AUGUCUACAAUAGAUUCUCAAUUAUUACAUGUUCAUCGAAAACCAAUCUAUCAAAAGCGUCCUCCCAUCGCUGAUAAUCAUACUUCUGUUUCACGUGCACAUUCUCCAUCGCCUAGAAAAACUGUAUUUACAUCUCGACGACGUCAUUCAACACCUCAAGCAUCAACUAUACGUAUUGUUGAAUUAAAAUCACCACAAGCAAAUGCAAUGGUUAAACAUUAUUAUCUUAAUACAAGAGCAACACGUGCUUUGAAAGAACAAAAUCCUAAAUCGGAUUUAAUUAAAUGUCCACCUCGUCCAAUUACAUUAAUGAAACCACGUUAUCAAGAUGAACGUACUUUUCGUUUACCUGCAACUCCAACAAGUAUUAAUUCAAGUACGGAUUUUUUCUUGUCGACACCUAGAAUAAAUCGCAGUUUAAUGGCUGAAACACCUAGUUCUAUUGCAUCCGAAUUACAAUCUAUUAAUCAAAGUAUAUCAACAAAAAGACAAUGGCAUAAACGACAAAAAUCAUUUUCAUUUGAUUUUGGAAGUCAAGUUUUCAUGUCAGAUGAUGAAUCAUUAGAAGAUGAUGCUUAUAAUUUAAAUUCAACAAAAACUUGUAAAUGCUGCUAUAGACAAUGCUCUUGUCAAUUUCCAUACCGUAGUUUUCAUCAAUGUCAUUAUAGUUGUACAUUAUGCUGUUGGAUUAUAUGUCUUCUCUUAGCAUUUGCAUUACUUGCUGGAAUAUAUCUAGUAGUGAGAGUUUUAGAACCUUAA
Molecule: messenger RNA, 759 nt
Organism: Adineta steineri
Lineage: Eukaryota; Metazoa; Rotifera; Eurotatoria; Adinetida; Adinetidae
Source: the annotation of a GenBank genome assembly